This is a messenger RNA of Chaetomium globosum CBS 148.51, 1836 nucleotides long. RefSeq lists its product as uncharacterized. The coding region runs from base 1 to 1836 and encodes 611 amino acids. Gene Ontology annotation, molecular function: carnitine O-acetyltransferase activity. Lineage: Eukaryota; Fungi; Ascomycota; Sordariomycetes; Sordariales; Chaetomiaceae. The transcript is spliced from 2 exons. Gene Ontology annotation, biological process: carnitine metabolic process. Gene Ontology annotation, cellular component: peroxisome; mitochondrion. The record is from RefSeq and is a predicted model, not a curated record.
AUGGCUCCCGCGAGCAGACGAAACAACAGCUCCCUCCCGGCGGGGUACGUCGAGGACAAGUCCAAGGGCGCCAUGCUCCGCUUCCAGGAAUCGCUUCCCCGCCUGCCCGUCCCGACGCUAGAGGAGACCGCCGCGCGGUAUCUCAAGUCGCUCAAGCCACUUCUCACACCCUCAGAACUCGAGAACAGCACCAAGGCGGUACAAGAAUUCAUCGCCCCGAACGGCCCCGGCCGCAAGCUGCAGGACAAGUUGACCGCCCGCCGCGACGACCCCAAGACAAAGAACUGGAUCUACGAGUGGUGGAAUGAUGCGGCAUACCUCAGCUACCGCGACCCCGUGGUGCCCUACGUUAGCUACUUCUACUCGCACCGUGACGACCGGAGGCGGCGAGACCCCGCCAAGCGCGCGGCGGCCAUCACGACGGCGGCGCUCGAGUUCAAGAAGCAGGUGGACGCUGGUAGCCUCGAGCCCGAGUACAUGAAGAAGCUGCCCAUCUGCAUGGACAGCUACAAGUGGAUGUUCAACGCCAGCCGCGUGCCCGCCAAGCCCGCCGACCACCCGGUCAAGUUCGACCACAACCAGCACAAGCACAUUCUGGUCAUCCGGAAGAACCAGUUCUUCAAGAUUUCGCACGAGGUCGCUGGCAAGCAGCUCAACACGUCGGAGCUCGAGCAGGCUUUCCGCCGGGUAUACGAACUGGCCGGUGAGCGCGCGCCUGCUGUCGGCGCUCUGACCUCGGAGAACCGCGAUGUGUGGACGGAUGCGCGGGCAGUGUUGCUCGCCGCCGACCCUUCGAACGCCAAGGCGAUCGAGGCGAUCGAGUCCGCCUCCUUCGUUGUUUGCCUAGACGACGCGAAGCCGGUAACCCUCGAGGAGCGGGCCCACGCUUAUUGGCACGGUGACGGACAAAACCGCUGGUACGACAAGCCGCUGCAGUUCAUUGUCAACGACAACGGCACCUCGGGUUUUAUGGGCGAGCACAGCAUGAUGGACGGUACCCCCACGCACCGGCUCAACGACUACGUCAACGACCUGAUCCUCAACAACAAGCUCGACUUCUCCGACCCGAGCAUUCGCUCUAACCUCCCUGACCCCCAACCUGUCAAGUUCGCCGUUACCAAAGAGGUGCAGGCCGAGAUCGACCGCGCCGUGCACGACUUCAACGCCGUCAUCGGGCAGCACCAGCUCGCUGUGCAGGCCUAUCAGGGCUACGGCAAGGGCCUCAUCAAGAAAUUCAAGUGCUCGCCGGACGCCUAUGUGCAGAUGAUCAUCCAGCUCGCCUACUUCAAGAUGUACGGCAAGAACCGCCCAACCUACGAGUCCGCGGCGACGCGCCGCUUCCAGCAGGGGCGCACCGAGACGUGCCGCUCCGUGUCGGAGGACAGCGUGGCGUGGUGCCGGUCCAUGGCGGACGAGAGCCUCGACAGCGAGGCGCGCGCCGCCCUCUUCCGCAAGGCCAUCGCCGCCCACAUCGAGUACAUCUCGGCGGCCUCGGACGGCAAGGGCGUCGACCGCCACCUGUUCGGCCUCAAGCGCCUGCUCGAGCCCGGCCAGCAGGUGCCCGCCCUGUACCAGGACCCGGCCUACGGCUACUCCUCCUCGUGGUACCUGUCCACCAGCCAGCUGAGCUCCGAGUACUUCAACGGCUACGGUUGGAGCCAGGUUAUUGACGAGGGCUUUGGCAUUGCGUACAUGAUCAACGAGAACAGCAUCAACUUCAACAUCGUCUCCAAGGGUCUCGGCAGCGACAAGAUGAGCUUCUACCUUAACGAGGCGGCGGGCGACAUGCGCGACAUGCUGAUGCCCUCGCUGGAGGCGCCCAAGGCCAAGAUUUGA